AUGGAGAGGAAAAGCACAGCCGGGCACCUAGACUUCUGUAAAAUAGAUAAUUCCAGCCUUUCUAAAACAGGCAUACUCCGUGGAAAGAUGAUGAAUGGUACAUGCACUAUUUUAAUUUGCAACAGAAAUGCUAAGCUGGAGUGGUACUGUUAUUUGCUGAUUCUGGUUUGCCUUUUCACUUUAUUAGUAGGAUUUCUAGGCAACAUACUUGCACUACGACAUUACGUGUACUGCAUGAAGACAUGGACUACCAAUACCAUAUUUCUCUUUAAUUUGGCACUGUGUGACUUGACUUGGACUCUCAUGGCACCUUUUUCGGUAUAUUAUAGUCUCCAGAAGUUAGCUGUCUAUUCCAGUCAAGCAUUUUAUCAGAUCAUAAGACUAUUUUUUAGUAUUAAUAUCUAUGGAAGUGUCUAUUUCCUGACACUCAUCAGUUUUGACAGAUAUGUAGCUGUCCAUCCUAUUACUUCAUUAACAUGGUGGGACAAAGGAAAGGCCAUGUUUUGUACCAUCGCGUUAUGGAUCUUCAUAGUGAUUGCAUCGAUGCCGGAGAUCUACUACACAGUUGCAGCUGGAAGACAACACGACAUCAUAGAUUCCCUGGAUGGCACUGAAGGCCCUUUACAAUUUGCAGUGCCAUUCACACUCUCCAAGAUUGUAUUGAGAUUCCUAAUUCCAGUCACAGUCAUCUUUACAUGCUAUAUGUUGACUCUCAAAGCAUUACUACAAUUCAGUAAACGUCAGCAAAGAAGGAACAGACUUGUUAGACCUCUGUUACUGAUUUCAGCCGCUAUGAUUGUAUUUGCUGUUUCUUUCAUACCUUAUCACGUUAUGAUGAUGGUGAUACUAAUAUACAGAAUUAAUUGUCAACCACCCUGUGGGAACAUAAGCACAUUAAGUGCCAUUUAUGAAGUCACAGAGAUCAUCUGCAGCUUCAACAGUUGCCUUGACCCAAUCAUUUUUACGGUAGCAAAUAAGACAUUCCAUCAAAGAAUUAAAAGUAUAAAAUGUCAUCCCAAAUGCCAGUGCUGCUGUUGUCUGACAGGAACGGUAAGGGACAUCACUCUGUCCCCAAGAACAAUGACUUAA
Messenger RNA from Gymnogyps californianus (California condor), 1089 nucleotides. Its product is annotated as P2Y purinoceptor 1-like. Gene Ontology annotation, biological process: G protein-coupled receptor signaling pathway. The record is from RefSeq and is a predicted model, not a curated record. Gene Ontology annotation, cellular component: plasma membrane. Gene Ontology annotation, molecular function: G protein-coupled receptor activity. Lineage: Eukaryota; Metazoa; Chordata; Aves; Accipitriformes; Cathartidae.